UUCAAUGUUUACAUUUUUAAUUUUUAAAAAAAAGUACCGCUGUCUUACCCUUCGAACAUGUUCUAUGUUCCCUUGAUUUUAGCGGCAAAACAUAAGUUUAAACAAAAUUUUAAUUAUGGCCCAAAAAGUACAUAAAGCACUUAAUUUAGACCAAAAGUCACAGAGAAAAUUCAUUGAAUUUUACACAAAAGAAUUACAAUCAACCUCCAAAGAUGCGAGAAUAUUUCAUGCUUUUGAAAGAUCCGAUUUUUAUUCAAUUCAUGGAAAUGAUAUAGACAUUGCGCUGAAAACAUCGUUAAAAUCAUCGAUUAUAACAAAGAUUAUGGCUCCAGAUGAUAGCAAGUUGACACUUAAAUAUGCUUCUCUCAAUAAGAAUUUGAUGGAGAGACUUAUUCGUGAGCUAUUAUUAAUACACUUUUAUAGAGUUGAGGUCUAUACAUGCAAGAAAGAUGAGUAUGUACAAGCUUUUAAAGGUUCGCCUGGAAAUCUAGUGCAAUUUGAAAAUUUGCUAUCUAACUCGUCACACCAAUCAACUGAUGUCUUUUCAAACUUGCUUGUUUCCAUUCAAGUCAUAACAUGCAAUCAGCAAAAAAAAGUAGCUGUCUGCUCAAUGGAUUCAGAUGAAUUUAUAAUUCAAGUUUCUGAAUUUGAUGAUACAGAUUUUUUUAUGGAAUUAGAGGCAGCAAUGGUAAUUUUAUCUCCAAAAGAGGUAUUGUUACCCAAAAUUACUGGCGAGUACUCGAAAAUUAAAGACAUCAUGGAUCGAAACAGCGUAUUAGUGACACUUUUAAAAAAAUCUGAUUUUCAAAAAAAUGCAGAAUUCUUGCAAGAUUUAGAGAAAAUUCACAAGUUCAAGAAAGGUCAGCAACAUAACAUUCAUUCAAUUGCCGAAGUGAAGCUUGAUAAUGCAAUGGAAUGUUUGGCAGCAACACUAAAGUACUUGGAAACCGUUAAAGAUGAAACAAACUUGGGAAAAUAUACAAUAAAAACUCUGAACUUGAAUCGCUUUCUCCAUCUAGAUACUGCAGCGUUUAAAGCGCUUAAUUUAUUCCCAGUUCCUGGAAGUAUCUAUUGUUCAACAACAAGUAAGAAUCAAUCAGUAUUAGGCGUUUUAGAUAGAUGUAAGACAACACAAGGAAAAAAACUUCUUCGUCAAUGGAUCAAACAACCUCUUAAGAAUUUAGAUAUGAUUAAAGAGCGACUUGACAUUUUGGAAUGUUUUGUUGAAAAUCAAGAAGCCCGUUCAGUUCUUCAUAAUGAAUUUUUGAAUACAAUGCCAGACGUUCUAAUGCUUACCAAUAAAUUGUCAAGAAAACGUGCAAAUUUGAUCGAUGUAUACAAAAUAUAUUGCGUAAUUUCACGAUUGCCUGAAAUUAUAAAAGUAUUAAAAACACUCGGCUGUAAUGCUAUAAUCUCUACAAUGGUUUCGCCACUAAAAGAUAUGAUGCAAGAUUUAAAGAAGAUUCAAGACAUGUUUGAGGAAGUAAUUGAUGCUGAAAAUCUUAAAAAAGGAGACUAUUUAGUCCGAUCAUCCUUUGAUGAUGAUUUAAAUGAUAUUAAACAGAAUAUGGAUAGCCUUGAAGAAAAACUUGCAAAAGAAACGAAAAGUUCAGCAAAAUUAUUAGGAUUGGAUGUAGGGCUAAAAUUAGACUACAUUUCGCAUUUGGGAUUUUAUCUGAGAACAACAAAAAAGGAAGACAAAAAUGUACGAAAACAUUCUAAAUUCUUAGUUAUUGACACUGCUCGUGGAGGUUUACGAUUUACAACAGAUCUUAUAAAGGGCUUAAACGAAGAGUAUUCAGUUCUAAAAGCAUCAUAUGAAGAACAACAAAAAAAUAUCGUUGGAGAAAUUUGUCGGAUUGUUGCUGGAUAUUCAACUCCAUUAAUGAAUCUCAAUCACAUUAUUGCACUGCUAGAUUUGUUUUUAGGUCUUGCAAAUGUCGUACAAAAUUCACCAGGCUGUUAUGUACGUCCGCAAAUGUUCCCUGCAAGUGAGCGAGUUUUACAAGUUGAUGAAUUACGCCAUCCUUGCCUUGAAUGUCAGGAUGAUGUUCAGUAUAUUCCGAACAGUGUUGAUUUAAAAGUCGAUGAAAACGAACUUUUAAUUAUUACUGGUUCAAACAUUUCUGGAAAAAGCACGUAUAUUCGAAGCAUUGGAUGUGCUGUUCUUUUAUCGCAUAUGGGAAUGUUUGUGCCAUGCGAAAGUGCUAAGAUAUCUAUUUGUGACUCCAUUCUUGCACGCAUUGGCGCAACUGAUGAUAUUCAGAAGAAUUUAAGUACAUUUGCAGUUGAAAUGGUUGAGACUGCAUCCAUUUUAAAAUCAGCUACGAGCAAUUCUUUGGUUAUAAUUGAUGAACUUGGACGUGGUACAUCUACAUUUGAAGGAUUAGGAUUGGCAUGGUCAAUUUCCGAAUAUUUAGCAAACACUACGAAAUGUUUUACACUUUUUGCAACUCAUUUCCACGAGAUAACAAAUCUAGCUGAUUCGCUACCAAAUGUUAAGAAUUAUCAUCUAGCAUCUUUAGUUGAAAAUGAUAAAUUGACACUGCUCUUUAAAGUCAAACCAGGUCCGAUGAUUAAAUCUUUUGGAAUACAAGUUGCAGAUAUAGCACAGCUUCCAAAGAGUGUAGUCACAACUGCAAAACAAUAUCUUAGUGAACUCGAAUGUAGUGACUUUAUUAGCGCAAGUGAUCCUCAGAGAUGCUUGAAGAUUGAUGCCUAUUUAGAAAUGAUCAAAAAAGACAAGUCUUUUGAUUUCAGCUUACUUGCAUCAUUGUUCUAAAGCUAAGAUUGAAUAAAUCCUCAUUAAAGAAUAUUUUCAAAAGAAAUUAACAUUAUAAAGGUUUUUUAUAUCAGCCGAUGUUGGAUUUUAAUUUUUAAUCAGGUUUAGCGUAGAAUAAAGAUUAAUACUCCUUAAUAAAGAAAAUUGUUACAAUGUGAUAUUUGCUUUAUUUUAUUUUCUAUCGUUUGCUUUUUUUAUUCAAUCAUGGUCGUUGGAAUUGUUUUAUUUUUUUA
Chironomus riparius is the source of this 3015-nucleotide messenger RNA. The record is from the annotation of a GenBank genome assembly. NCBI's taxonomy places the organism in Eukaryota, Metazoa, Arthropoda, Insecta, Diptera, Chironomidae.